AUGAUGAACAGCCCGCUCACCUACGAAACAUUUUACACGAAUUCGCCAUUUUCUUCCGCCACUGACACUUCUGAAAGCUUGGUGCAUACACCGUCCUCGGGAGAAGAGCACACGCCUCCGCAUUGUAAUAAAAACGAAUUGGAAUCCGUUGCGGACCGCGCCAAUCAUUGCGGCGCCUAUUUUGCAGCGCUCGACAGCCAAGGCCGGACGGCAAAUUCUCAAACUCGUCCACCAGAACGGUUUCACUCGGUUGGACAAACUUAUCCCGCCGUUCAAGAUCAUACUUAUCAAUCGCCGCAACAUCAGAACGUAUACUAUUGUUACCCGCAAGGUCAACAACAGCAACAGCAGCAUCUCCAAAGACAUCCAGAAGCCACAACUUCUGCUGGAAACCCACGUUUGCCGGCUAUUGAUAAUUUCAUGAAGGAAAUCCAGGUCAAAGAAGAGUUUGCUGAAUAUUACGGUGCGUUCACUUUCCCGAUUGUCUUAUUACUUCCCGCACCAAACCAAACAAUGAGUGAAUAUCGCGUCGAGAAAGUUGGAAACCCUUUAACUGACCCAUAUUUGCAUUUGGAGCAGCCCAUAUAUGCAGACUUCACUAAUGCGCUAAACCAGCAAGAGGUACUUAAUAUGAAUUUCCAAAACAAUUUAGCUUCAAACUAUAUGGGAACCCAAAUGGCACAGCCACCGACAGUUCAGUUCAAUUUGUUCGACUUGCAGAACCUAACCAACUUUCAUACGUUCAACCAGGCAUGCGAUACUGCAAUUCCAUUGAUGCACCAGUCGCCGUCUCAUCCAACAGCGACCACUUACGGAAUGGGUGCGCAUUCAAACUUUACACCACCACCACAAGAUCCAUUGGUACCAGAGCAGAAGCCGAUCAAAAAGCGAAUGGCGGCAGUGCAAUGUCAUCAGAACUCAAUUUGCUCAAACUGCAAAACUCGUGAGACAACACUAUGGAGACGCAAUGGGGAAGGUGGCGUGGAGUGCAAUGCUUGCAAUCUAUAUUUCCGAAAGAACAACCGCAAGCGUCCACUGUCAUUGCGUAAGGACGGAAUUAUGAAGAGAAAUCGUCGUCCACGAAACGAAUCGCCAACAGGCUCGCUGAGACGCACUGGGCAUACAGCUGCCUGUUAA
This is a messenger RNA of Caenorhabditis bovis, 1137 nucleotides long. Lineage: Eukaryota; Metazoa; Nematoda; Chromadorea; Rhabditida; Rhabditidae. The record is from the annotation of a GenBank genome assembly.